AUGCAUUUCUCUAUCUUCCAGUCCCUGGCAGUCCUGGCGAUGCUGUCAGAGACGUCUUUCUCCAUGGGAUUAUCGCAGGGAAACCUCAAGCGCGAUCUAAAACUUGCUGCAGAGGCCGGAAUCGAUCCAGAUAUUAUGUUGCGCGGUGGAGGAAUUAUGCAUGCCAUGGCAAAAGUCACUGAGGCAGUGAAUGUUACCCCGGAAUAUGCAGAGUUGCCAAUUGAUCACAACGACCAUUCUUUCGGAACAUACAAGAAUCGUUAUUGGGUAUCUGACCAAUAUUACCGUGAAGGAGGACCUGUCUUCGUGUAUGAUGUUGGCGAGGCUUCGGCUGAAAGUCCAGCGAAUACACACCUGGGAAAUGAGACCUCAUUUUUCGCCGAGAUGUUGAAGACGUUUGGCGGAAUGGGUAUCGUCUGGGAACAUCGAUAUUAUGGCGACUCUCUACCCUUCCCGAUUUCAACCGAAUCGCCACCGGAGCAUUUUGAAUACCUCACUACAACACAAGCCCUCGCUGAUAUCCCUUUCUUUGCAAAUAACUUCACUCACUCGGCGUAUGCUCAUGUUGAUCUCGCACCCUCCGGAACACCAUGGAUCAUGGUAGGAGGAUCUUAUUCUGGUAUGCGGGCAGCUUUCACCCGUAAUGCUUACCCUGAGAUAAUCUUCGCUUCGUUCGCAUCCUCUGCGCCCGUUGAGGCCCGGGUCGAUAUGAGCAUGUAUUUCGAUCAGGUCUACGAUGGAAUGGUUGCCAAUGGCUAUAGCAACUGUACGAAGGACAUCAAGGCUGCCCUUCAGUACGUUGAUGGCGAGCUGGGCAAAAAUGCAUCGGCAGCUGCUGGCAUAAAAAAGGCGUUCUUUGGCCCAGGCGCGGAGAGAAAUAGCAAUGGUGACUUCACGGCCGCUCUCGCCGGAGUGUAUGGGUAUUUUCAGGCAUAUGGUCUUGGUGGCGGGGAUGGCAGUCUAGGGAGUCUUUGUGAGCACAUGGAAACCGACCCUGCAACUUUAGCUGUUGCUGGUCCUCGUGGAUUUGCACCCUACCGAGGUCGCAAAUACGCUGCGGAGCGAUUCAUUUCGUGGCCUAUCUUCACGCGGUUGAUCAAUUACAACUACGACACAAACUGCGACCAGCUUGACGACACGCUACCUUUAUCAUGUGUGCUUAAUCCAAAAUCCGUCGAUCCGGAUACCAUAAGUUGGACGUGGCAGUUUUGUACAGAAUGGGGCUACUAUCAGAGCAAUAACUUUGGUCCUCACUCUCUUCUAUCCCGGUAUCAAACUCUCGACUACAUACAGUAUACCUGCAAUCGACAAUUUCCCGAGGCGUUGAAGAGGGGCCUAAUGCCGAAGAGUCCUCAGGUAGAAGCCACCAACAAUAUCACUGGUGGGUGGAGCAUUCGCCCAUCCAAUGUCUACUGGAGUGGUGGCCAAUUCGACCCUUGGAGGACCCUUUCUCCUCUCGCAACUGAGAAGUCCGCCCCGCAUGUGACGCUCACAACGAAAAUCCCCAAGUGCAAUGUGAAGACGGGCACUGAUACUCUGUUCGGAUACAUUAUGCCGAAUGCUGAACAUUGUUUUGACUUCCAGGCCGACUUUGGCCCAGGAAAGGUAUCCCGAGAAUAUUUCUACCAAGCUUUGUCUGAAUGGCUUCCCUGUUUCCAAGCCCAAGGUCACAGCAAGGGCCACCAUAAGUCUCCUGAGGCCCCGAAGCCGAAGCAACAGCAGAACCAGCGGAAUGAUUAA
Penicillium manginii is the source of this 1740-nucleotide messenger RNA. Its product is annotated as putative serine peptidase, family S28. Gene Ontology annotation, biological process: proteolysis. Gene Ontology annotation, molecular function: dipeptidyl-peptidase activity; serine-type exopeptidase activity. The coding region runs from base 1 to 1740 and encodes 579 amino acids. The record is from RefSeq and is a predicted model, not a curated record. The transcript is spliced from 3 exons. Lineage: Eukaryota; Fungi; Ascomycota; Eurotiomycetes; Eurotiales; Aspergillaceae.